Prunus avium (sweet cherry) is the source of this 3125-nucleotide messenger RNA. Lineage: Eukaryota; Viridiplantae; Streptophyta; Magnoliopsida; Rosales; Rosaceae. The record is from RefSeq and is a predicted model, not a curated record.
AGUUACUAACCACUCCCUCUGUUUCUUUUCUCUGCUUCUGUUUCUGCUUUGUUGUCGUUUUGUUGAGUGUAGGACGCUAAGAUUGUGGUUUUGUUGGAGACAUCGAAAGCAGUUUUUCUUUUCUUCUUUUUGUUGUAGAGCAAAAUGGGGUUCGUGAUUUCGACCUCUAAGAUUGUUUUUGCUCUUGCGUUGGGGUUUCUGGCGUUGAAUUGCUUCACUGGGUUUGAAUCGAAUGCUCAACUUCUGCCUUUGGAAGAAGGUCUCUUUUGGGAAAUCGACUCAGUGGUUCAAUUCCUACGGCAAUUGGUGACUUUACUAUGCUCAGAGAGCUGGUGUUGGAAGAUAAUCAGUUUGACGGGCCUCUUCCUCAAAGUCUCGGGAAGUUGACUGACUUGGAAAGACUCCUUCUUUCUGCGAACAACUUUACAGGGACAAUACCAGAAUCAUUGGGAAAUCUAAAGAAAUUAGUUGAUUUUAGGAUAGAUGGGAGCCGAAUAUCAGGGAAGAUACCUAGUUUUAUUGGCAACUGGACGAAUCUUGAUAGACUUGAUAUGCAAGGCACAUCCAUGGAAGGCCCCAUUCCUUCCACCCUCUCUUUGUUGAAAAACUUAACUGAAUUGAGGAUUUCUGAUUUGAAUGGAUCAAGUAUGCCUUUUCCUAAUUUGACAGAUACGAAAAAUUUGGAAGUAGUGACUCUGAGAAAUUGCUCAAUUAGUGGUCUAAUCCCAGAUUACAUUGGCGAUCUGACAAAAUUGACAACAUUAGACCUGAGCUUUAACAAGUUGACUGGCGAAAUUCCAGAGAACAUUCAGGGUGUUGAUAGUCUAGAUUACAUGUUUUUGACCAACAACUUACUGACCGGACAAGUGCCAAAUUGGAUAAUUAACAACAAAAAUAACCUGGAUUUGUCUUACAACAAUUUUACUGGAUCACCUUCUGUUAGUUGCCCACAGUUAAAUGUGAAUUUAGUUUCUAGUUAUUCGUCUCCACAACAAUCAUGGUGCUUGGAGAAGGACCUCCCUUGCCCCUCAAAACCCCGACACCAUUCUUUGUUUAUCAAUUGUGGAGGGGGAAGGAUGGAGUUUGAGGGCAAUGAAUAUGAAGAGGACUUAACCACUGUGGGGACAUCACACUUCGUUUCAUCAUCUGAUAAGUGGGGUUAUAGCAGUACGGGGGUUUACAUGGGCAAGUCUAAGGCAGAUUACAUAGCAAGAAACACAUCGUCUCUGAAUAUGAAUGGUCCAGAGUUUUAUCAAACAGCCCGCCUUGCCCCUCUCUCACUCAAAUACUAUGGCCUUUGCAUGAUAAAGGGCAGUUACAAAGUAAAGCUCCACUUUUCUGAAAUAAUGUAUUCUGAUAGCGAGACAUUCAGCAGCCUUGGGAAGCGCAUAUUUGAUGUCUCAAUUCAAGGGAAUUUGGUUUUGAAGGAUUUCAAUAUUAUGGAGGAAGCAGGAGGCGUUGGUAAAGGCAUCGUCAGAGAAUAUGAUGUUCUUGUUAACGGUAGCACUCUAGAGAUCCACUUAUACUGGGCAGGAAAAGGAACUACUGCCAUUCCUGACAGAGGUGUCUAUGGACCUCUUAUAUCUGCAAUUACUGUGACACCAAAUUUUAAGGUUGAUACUGGGGGGCUAUCUGCUGGUGCUAUUGCUGGCAUUGUAGUAGCGUCAUGUGUGUCCCUUGUAUUGGUUUUGGUAGUCCUCCGACUGAGUGGUUUUUUAGGGGGAAAAGAUGAGGAUAAAGAACUGCGUCGUGGGCUAGAACUACAAACAGGUUAUUUCACUUUACGACAAAUUAAAGCUGCCACUGGUAACUUUGAUCCUUCAAAUAAGAUAGGUGAAGGAGGUUUUGGGCCUGUUUACAAGGGUGUUCUGGCAGAUGGUGCUGUCAUUGCUGUUAAGCAGCUCUCCUCCAAAUCAAAGCAAGGGAACCGUGAGUUUGUUAAUGAGAUAGGCAUGAUAUCUGCUUUGCAGCACCCAAAUCUCGUGAAGCUUUUUGGUUGCUGUAUUGAAGGAAACCAGUUGUUGCUUAUAUAUGAAUACAUGGAAAACAAUAGUCUUGCCCGUGCCCUUUUUGGUCGUGACGAACAACGGCUAAAUUUGGACUGGAAAACUAGAAAGAAGAUAUGCUUGGGGAUAGCAAGGGGAUUAGCUUAUCUUCAUGAAGAAUCAAGGUUGAAAAUUGUUCAUAGGGAUAUAAAGGCAACCAAUGUGCUGCUUGAUAAGGAUCUAAAUGCAAAGAUAUCUGACUUCGGUUUAGCUAAGCUAGAUGAAGAAGAGAACACGCAUAUCAGCACACGAAUAGCUGGAACAAUAGGCUAUAUGGCUCCUGAAUACGCAAUGAGAGGUUACUUGACAGACAAAGCAGAUGUUUACAGCUUUGGUAUUGUUGCCUUAGAAAUUGUCAGCGGAAAGAGCAACACAAAUUACAGGCCAAAGGAGGAGUUCGUGUAUCUUCUUGAUGGGGCCUAUGUCCUACAAGAGCAAGGAAACAUGCUAGAACUCGUGGAUCCAAGUCUUGGUUCAAACUACUCUAAAGAGGAGGCCAUGACAAUGCUUAACUUGGCGCUCUUAUGCUGCAACCCAUCUCCAACUCUCAGACCACCCAUGUCUUCUGUAGUAAGUAUGCUCGAAGGCAAAAGUCCAGUUCAAGCACCAACAAUCAAGCGCGGUUCAGCCGAACAGGAUGCAAAGUUCAAAGCCUUUGAGAGGCUAUCACAAGACAGCCAAACACACGUUUCCACAUUCUCUCAAGAUAGUCAUGUACGAGGCGCAUCAAUGGAGGGUCCAUGGGUUGAUUCCUCGGUUUCUCUUGCGAGUAAGGAAGAGACCAUGGAACAUUCUUCGUCAACCAAGCUACUUCAGGAUAUGUAUGAUGUCAAUUUACAGUGAUGAAAAGCUGAUGAAAUAAAGGUUUUCAAAUUCUUUUGCUCAAUUGAAUUUAGUCCAGAGAUUUUUUUAAAAAGGGGUUAGUGGAAAAUUUGUACUAGGAGAGUAGGAGACAUGUUUCUAAAAAUAUUGAACAAGAGUUAAUGUGUAAAUUAUGUUCCUCCAACUGUACCCACAUUUAUAGUCUUUUUGUUUCUGCAAGUCUUUAAGACUUUGCCUCAUAUGAUCAAAGUUCAUAUA